GAGUAAUGUAAGUAUAUAACUGAUGGAUUAGCGAUUAGUAAAUUACAACGAAAAAGAACGAGAGAAAAAUAAAAAAAAAUGUGAAUCGAUCGACCAGUGCCAUCUGUAUGUGAAUGCCGUACACUUGUCAACGACAUAACCCAUUGGCCAUCAUUGAAAAUCAAUGGGGUUAUUAGAAGCAAAACACACAGAGAGAAAGAAGAACAACAAUACAAAUUACUAAUAAACAUUCGAAACGAAGAAAAGAACAACUCAUUUUUCAGUGGACAAAAUGUGCGUGCAACUCGAUUUGUUUGUGGUAUAAUAUCCAUUGAAUAUCUGCAGUGAAAUGUGCAAACUCGAAUCGUUUUUACGGACCUGUCAAAUUGAAGGAAGAGAAAAGAAAUAUUGAACACGGACAGUAAAAAAAGUAUUGUGGUAAAUACUGACUGAGUUAGAAGAAGAAAUCAAGUUGCAAAAAAUUGCAUCAACAUACAAUAUUCCAUUGUAUCGAAUAGAAAGGUGGAAAGAAAAAAAUUCUUCACGAAAAUCGGCUGUAAAUCGCAAAAGAAAAAAUUCGUGGCAAUUUUUUUUUGGCAAUAAUCGAUGUUGCGAAUAACAUCAUAGAGACGACAAGGAUAACUACAAUUUUUGUGAUUACGCGUCAAUAUACGUUCGGACACACGAUUUAAAUUUGAAAUCGACAACGACGAUUGUUCAGUUCUGUUGUUUGUUUGUUUUUAGCGUAGUAAAAACAAUCAAGACAAUUUCAUUUGAUGGUCGAUGUUGGGAUGGGCAUAUUUUCAUUAUACAAUCGACGGGAACGAGGACUAAAACAUAAUAUUGGCUAUGAAGAUCAAAUACAUAAAUCAAUAUACUCACAUCUGGAGCCAUACAGUUGCUGGAACAGCAAUUCGGCGACUGGUUCCGAAUUUGGUGGCGUUUACAACUUAGAAUAUUCACCAGAUGGUACAUUAUUAAUAGCUGCUUGUGAAAAAAGAUCGAUUGUUUUAUUCGAUCCAAUAACCAAUCGUCAAACGAAGGCUGUGAAAAAUGCGCAUCAAGAUUCUGUCAAUUGUGUUAAAUUUUUGUCGGAUUGUUUGUUUGCGACCUGUUCCGAUGACUCAACGGUGGCAUUGUGGGAUAAACGAAAUCUACGAUCGAAAGUGCGAAGCCUACACGGUCACAUGAACUGGGUGAAGAAUAUCGAAUACUCAACAAAAGAAAAUUUACUCGUCACCUCUGGCUUCGAUGGUAGCAUAUUCACUUGGGAUAUCAAUUCGAGCACCGAACAGGGUUUUGUCUACCAAAAAGUGUUCCAUACGCCCGGUUUGAUGCGGUGCCGUGUAUCACCAAACUCAAACCAAUUGGUCAUUUGCACCACGGGCGGUUAUUUGAUCAUCAUUCACGACUUAGAACUAUCAACACUGGCCGAAGAUCUGAAUGGUUUUAAGCCAAACGUUUAUCGACUGAUGCAGCUGGGCCGACAGUUUAUUCCGACGGCUGCCAAAUUCGAUCAUGUGUUCUCAAAAAAUAUGAAACGAAAUCGCGUCGAAUUAGUUAGUGAUUUUCCAAACGAUGCCGAAGUUAUUAGUAGUUUACAGAUUCACCCGCACGGUUGGUGUGCACUCAGUCGGAAUAUAAGCUAUGACGAAAGCGCCGAAUUCACCUGCUUACACGACAUUCAGCAUCGCGACUACGAUGAAAGCAUUGACAACACCGAAAUGGACAAUGAUACAAGCAACGAUGCAUCAGAUUUGCAUCUGUCGACACCGCCAACCUCACCAAAUGCAAGUAGCACAGUAACGCAUCCCGAUAUAUGGGCAGCAGAGAUGACCGUACGUGAUCGUUUAUUGCGCGUAAGACAUAGUGAUUCGAAUACAUUCAACAAUACCCAUGUGUAUGGUAUUAGCAGUGGUGUGUUAUCGAUGCAAAAUGCGAAUGCUACAACGGCAGCCGCACAACCGGUUCGAUUGUCGGCGUCACCGCCGUCAAAUGGUGGUGGAGGUGCUGGUAUCGGCAGUGGUUAUCGUUAUAUGUACGUACCAAAAAAGCCAAUACCACAAAAUGUACGGAGAAUGCUGUACUCAAUUGAGCAGCCAAAUAAAGGGCCUGGUUUAAUCAAAGAGGAAUGUUUUUCGUCAUGUGGCCGUUUAAUUUGUUCACCGUACGGCCUUGGUUUUCGUCUUCUUGCAUUUUCGCCUGAUUGCCAUGAACUACCGCAUGCCCUAAUGCAACAGAACGAUUCUAACAAAUUGACCGAGCUCAAAUAUACCAAUUGUCAUCCGGACAUUGUGGUCAGCACACGAUUUAGUCCCAUUUCGCCGUUAUUAGUGAGUGGCUGCUUACAAGGCAAAAUCAUAUGGCAUCAGCCACGAUUUUAGUUCUUUUUUCCUCCGUUUUUUUUUUUUAAUCUGGUUCAUGCAUUCGCGUAUACGCAUGAUAUUGAAACGUUUCUAUUUUUUUCUUAAUUAAAAAUAAAAUGUAUAUGUAUAUAUAGCGUAUGUUAAAAUAAACCCCAAAAUUCGUUUUGCAUAAACUGCCCAAAAAAGAAGAGAACAAGAA
Molecule: messenger RNA, 2544 nt
Organism: Sitodiplosis mosellana (orange wheat blossom midge)
Lineage: Eukaryota; Metazoa; Arthropoda; Insecta; Diptera; Cecidomyiidae
Product: DDB1- and CUL4-associated factor 10 homolog
Exons: 6
Coding region: 756-2363 (535 amino acids)
Cellular component (GO): Cul4-RING E3 ubiquitin ligase complex
Molecular function (GO): protein binding
Source: RefSeq, a predicted model, not a curated record